UACCCGUUAGACAACUGCCUCGACCCUGAUUCUCUUUCUUCCUCUUCCUGUCAUCCUCCGUGAUUCUCUAGUCAAAAUUUCACCUAUUUCUACGAAAUUAACAAAGCAAAAUUAUGUGAAGGGAAAUCAGAUUUGCUGUUAUUGUAAUAGAGAUCAAGCAAGUUGAAAAUGCUGCAACCUCAAAUAGUGCAAUCCCCAGCCAGGCUAGGUUUGACAAACCCUAAUUCACCGUCUCUUCAAAACCCUACCCCUCCCAAGUACCCUUCUUCUCAACCCCAACAGCCGCAGCAACAGUCUGGCUCCAGCCUCUCACCGGCAACGACCUCUUCAACCCUCCUUUCUCUUCUUCCUCCACUCCCCAGAGCCCAAUCCCUUCUCCUCCAAAUGGCCUCCUUAGCUUCCAAACUGUUCGAGGUCUCCCCUAAUCGUACUCUCUGGGUUUCAACCUUUCGUGGGUCUCUCCCUUCGUUUCUGUCUUCACAAAUCCAAUCAAUGCCUCCACCUCCACUUGAAUCCACCCCUACUUCCACUAAAGAAGUUCUCUCGUUGUUCACUUCCCUCCAAACCCAACUCUUCGAAGCCGUUGCCCAACUGCAAGAAAUCCUGGAUCUUCAGGAUGCUAAGCAGAAAGUUGCAAGGCAAAUUAGGUCUAAAGAUGGUGCCAUCCUUGCUUUUGCUAAUAAACUUAAAGAGGCAGAACGGGUUCUUGAUAUUCUUGUUGAUGAUUAUUCUGAUUAUCGGCGGCCUAAGAGGUUGAAGUUGGAGGAGGAUGGUGGGGAGGAUGAUGAUGAUGAUUCUUGUACCACAACGGUUGCAUCUCAGUUGAAUUUGUCUGAUAUUUUGUCGUAUGCGCAUAGGAUUAGUUACACUACUUUUGCACCUCCGGAGUUUGGUGCUGGGCAGGCACCGCUUCGUGGGGCACUCCCCCCUGCUCCACAGGAUGAGCAAAUGCGUGCUUCUCAGCUUUAUAACUUUUCUGAUCUUGAUGUUGGUUUGCCUAAAAUGGUUGAGACUAAGGAGAAAACUGUUGAGGCAAUAAUUGAGCCACCACCUGCACAGCCUGCAGAUACCAAUCCGCUUGCAAAUUUUGCAGCCCUUCAGGGCUUGCUUCCCGCAAACUUUACAAUUCCAUCAGGUUGGAAACCUGGGAUGCCGGUGAAGUUGCCAACCAAUUUGCCAGUGCCACCACCAGGAUGGAAGCCUGGGGAUCCUGUGCCACUGCCUCCAUUGGACUCCUUGCCUAUACCUAGGAUGGAAGAGCCACACUUACGGCCUGUUCCACCUCCUGGAUUGCAUAAGCCACCGGAGCCAAUUCAGGUGCGACAUGUUGAGUUGGAUAUUCUUGAUCCAGAUGAUGAUAGCAGUGAUUAUAGUAGUGAUGAGGGAAGCUCUGAUGAUGAAGAUUGAUAGUGGUAGUUUGAAGUACUUGGAGUAAGUGCACUUGCAACUUUUAACUCAUUGUAUUUUGCCAACAAAAUGGAAUUCAUAGUUUCCUUCAUUUAUCCCUAUGCUAAGAAAUUUGCAAUAUGUGGAGUCCUUUGUGAACAGCAUUUGGAACUGAAUUGCAUUUCGUAGAUUUCUAAUUGUUUCUUGUUGUGUAUCUGAACCGAAAAUGAGAAGUAAUAGCUUUGUUUCUAACGAUCAGGACAGCACCCUAUUAUCAUUCUUCAGUAGGAAAUUCAUUGAUUUGCCUAUAGAAGCAUUAAUGGGAUAUAUAAAAAUGCAAGAACUGAUACUGUAUUAUAUAUGUGAAUAAAGGGCAAUAAAUCUGCUGAGGGUUACCAGUAGCGGAUCCGGGAUUUUUUUCGGAAGUGUCCACUUAAUGCAGUGGUUGUCUACCGGGUGUUGGCUGGCUGUGGGCUGUGCUAGGUAUUCGGUAGUGGCAAUGAGUGGAGUGAAUAGGGAGUUAAGAAAAAUAUGUUCAUGGGAAAAUUUUGAAGGUAUUUAGGGGGAAAUUGUCCUUAAUUUUUUUUUUCUUAUCUUUUGGGGUCUCCCACAUUUACAUUUACAUCCGCAACUUGGUUGUCGCAUGACUUGGUACUUUCAGACAAAAUGGAGAUGAUCUUUCUUCAAGAUACUUAAUAUUGGAACAAGAGGAUCUGCACAGGUGUAGUAGUUUAAAAAAGAGUCUAAAGGUCGUAAAAUGUGUAUUUGAAGAUGAUUCUUCACUACCUUAUAGGGGCAUUUUUGAUGGAAUGGUGACUGAGUUUUAUUGGCCAAUGGCUUACAGAGGUCGUAGGGUCGUAUUUUAGAUGAUUCUUCAAUAUGUUUUAAGUUGAUGCAGCUUGUAUUGAUAUUUAAAAUGGAGAUAAAAAAAAAAAAAAAAAAGGGUA
Molecule: messenger RNA, 2333 nt
Organism: Durio zibethinus
Lineage: Eukaryota; Viridiplantae; Streptophyta; Magnoliopsida; Malvales; Malvaceae
Product: hydroxyproline-rich glycoprotein family protein
Biological process (GO): regulation of transcription by RNA polymerase II
Cellular component (GO): mediator complex; core mediator complex
Molecular function (GO): transcription coregulator activity
Source: RefSeq, a predicted model, not a curated record